Molecule: messenger RNA, 4295 nt
Organism: Schistocerca americana (American grasshopper)
Lineage: Eukaryota; Metazoa; Arthropoda; Insecta; Orthoptera; Acrididae
Product: dual specificity mitogen-activated protein kinase kinase 7-like
Exons: 11
Coding region: 30-2147 (705 amino acids)
Biological process (GO): protein phosphorylation
Molecular function (GO): protein kinase activity; ATP binding
Source: RefSeq, a predicted model, not a curated record
ACUGAUAGUUGCCAGUUGUUUUGAUCAAGAUGUCUAAUACACCAUUAGAAAAUAGAAUAUUAGAUUUACAGGCUAGGUUGAAAGCAGAAAACGAAGCGAGAAAUAGAGACAAAAUGCCUGCUGACUUGGGGAACGUGACGGAGAGUCCGAGGCAAGGAUCAGUACGUAGACCUCGAGCAUUGGGCGAGGUGACAGCACCUGCAAGACCAAGAGGAAAACUUGACCUCCCUGUUGGAUAUAUGGCACAGCAGAGGAAUCAGAAUCAAGAAAUCGACAAUAAAUUAAAGGAAAUUAUGAAAAUGAACGGCAUUCUAAACAUCAACGGCAAGAGGUAUGAAACUGAUCUGAAAGACCUUGAACACCUGGGUGAACUUGGUAAUGGAACGUAUGGACAUGUUGUGAAAAUGCUUCAUAAACCAAGCCAAACAGUCAUAGCAGUAAAGCAAAUGAGAAGAUCAGGCAAUAGUGAAGAAAAUAAACGAAUAAUAAUGGAUUUGGAUGUUGUAUUAAAAUCUCAUGAUUGUCCAUUUAUUGUCCAAUGCUUGGGAUGCUACAUUACUGAAUCUGAUGUGUGGAUAUAUAUGGAACUUAUGGCAACAUGUUUUGAUAAACUUUUGAAAAGGCUUCACGAAGCUAUACCAGAAGACAUUUUGGGAAAAGUUACAUGUGCAACAGUCAAGGCACUACACUACCUGAAAGAGACACAUGGUGUUAUUCACCGUGAUGUCAAACCUUCCAACAUAUUGCUGGAUGAGAAAGGAAAUGUUAAACUCUGUGAUUUUGGAAUAUCUGGACGCUUAGUUGACUCUAAGGCUAAAACAAGAAGUGCGGGCUGUGCUGCAUAUAUGGCACCUGAACGGAUAGAUCCACCAGAUCCCACAAAGCCAGAUUAUGAUAUUCGAGCAGAUGUGUGGAGUUUAGGAAUAACACUCGUGGAAUUAGCGACUGGAACAUUUCCUUACAGAGACUGUAAAAAUGAUUUUGAAGUACUUUCAAAAGUAUUACAGGAUGAACCACCAUCUCUUCCUGUAGACAAAGCCUUCAGUGAAGAAUUUCGUGAGUUUGUUAAAAGCUGCUUAACGAAAAAUUAUAAAAACAGACCGAAGUAUAAGAAAUUGUUGGAACAUCCUUUCCUGAAAAAAUACGAGGUUGCUCAAGUAAAUGUAGCUGCUUGGUUUGCAUUAGCAAUGCAACAGUGCAGUUCUAAUUCUCCAGUUAGAAGAUUCACGCCACCACCACCGUCACCAUCGGCCCGCCGCCACCCUCCAUUGCAUCAUGCACAUCAUAGGUCAUUAUCAGAGACUGUAAAGCAACCCAAUGGUAGUACUGUACACAGGCUAUCAGAUGCAAAUUCAAGACUGGGCUGUGAUACAACGGAUAAUGGUGCACAGGGAUUCUGGAAGACACCAAGUGAUACAGAGUGGGAUGAGAACAGAGUUGUCGGGAGUGGUUUUCUUGGAUCACCUGUUCCUGGUCGGAAACGUUUCCCUUCUGAACCACCUCAGCAGCAGUACUGUUCACCAAGCCCUUUGGCAUUGCAAAGGUUUUAUCAACAACAUAUGCCUCUUCAAAAUCACCAUCAUCAGGUGAAUAGCUAUCCCACUAUGCAGCCAGCCUUAGCACCUCAUCAACUUAAUAUGGAAGCCGCAGAUGACAGUUCGAAAUUGGACGAUUCCAAUGGCUCAAGUGGGGUUGUGAAGAAACGUUUUGCGUCAUAUUUGAAGUUUCACUUAGGAGGUAGUGAGUCACGAAGAAAUUUGCCCCCACCAAGACUUUCUCGGAACAUUUCACCAAGUUCAGGUGCAGCUUCUGUUCGACAGUAUUCUCCCGCCAGACAGUCCCCGGAGCCACCACCACGGUUGAGUAGGAUAUCAGCAAACAGUUUAGACGGAGGUGCAGCGGGAUCAUCGCCACUUACAGUAAGACGUGGCUUAUUGGAUGUGUCCCCAGUAAGAAGAAGCUUUGCCGAAGGCUCACCUUCUCUUUGUAGAAGGUAUAUAUCACCAUCACCUCCUCAGCCACCUCCUAGAAGAUUGUCAGAGAGUACAUCAGUUCCUGGAUCUCCACAACACAGGCGGGUGGAGCAUUUUCGAGCACGUUUCCAGUACACCCCUGAACCUCAACGACGAGUACUGGAGGACCUGUAGAAAAAAUUCAUUUCUUGAAGACAGUACAAUCAAGCAGUUGGAUUAGAGUUCCAAUUGCCAUGGGAUAGUGCACUUGGCUAAUGUGUUUGCUUAGCCCAGUAAUUUCCCUUUCUGUAAACUGCGUAAAGAACAUUUGUUGGAGUGUACCAUGGAAUGACUUUUAUAUGUGUUUAUAUUGAUUAUUGCAAGUUGUUAUAAUGAUUAUUGAAAGUUGUUAUAACUCUUCAGUGAAAGCAGUUGUUCAUGUAACAAUUUUAAAUGAUAGUUAGAGAAACAUUAAGGCGAGACUGUCUAUUGUGUUUGGCUGUGCAUAAAGCUCCAGUGAUUAUUUAGGAGAGUAUGCCAGAGCUGCUCCUGCUAAAUGUUAUAAAACUAUUUUUGAUGAGAGGCUUCAGCAGAUUCUGCAUACUGAUUCAUUAUUUGUGUACCAAAGAAAAUAUGUUAUUGCUGUUUAAUGCACAUGACUAGUAUGCUUGAACAGUUCUGACAUAAAACAUGUAGCAAUGGAAGAUGAUAUGGCAAUCCUUUUAUUUUAUUUCAUACAGUACACUGUUACAAUAGAUUUUGGAUUUUUUAAAAUAAUUUGGCCAACUUUAAAUUCUGUACAAUUAAUAUGUUUCAGAACAAAGAAUGUUUUUGCAAGUCAUAAAUAAGAGAAGGCACAUUUAGAUGUCCAAAAGUAAAGCUUAAUUGGUAUAUUGUGUUUUGAAAUAUCGUCAAAAUGUUUUAAUAACUCUUUUGAAGUAAUUGUUUUCUUUUGUGGUGUUUGAGUUUCUUACAUUUUGUAUUGAAAUUCGAAAUUGAGUUUUUGCAGUUGAUAAUAUAACGAAAUGUGUGUUUAACACUAUCUGUGCUUAAAUUUUUGCAUUUUUAUAUUCAACACAUGAAAUAUGCUGACAGAACUUGAGGAGAUGGAAGAAAAUGAAUUGCAAAAUUGUCGCAAGAAUUCAGUCCUAAGAUAUUAAUUAUGUGUUGUUUUAUUAGAACUACAGGUAUUACAACUUACGAAAGCAUGCAUACUAAGAAACAUUACUCCAAGAAACUAAAUACCAAAAUUGUAUCAUUAACUUUGUGCUACAUUAUGAUGUCAUGUUAUAAGCUCAGGGAGACCGAGUGGCAUUAAUGCAUUUUGUUUUACAUUUUAUGAUUUUUUUAAAAUCUCAAUUUGAAAUACAUAACAAUACAAAAUAAUAAAAUAGGGUAUAUUUAAAUAAAUGUCAUUGGCAUUUACAGUUUCCCUCUUACAUGUUUUAUUCUUGUUGUGAUGUAUUCUUUAUUAUUAAGAGAUCAGUGGAACCAAUGUGAUAUUUGUGGUAGAACAACCAGUAAAAUCUUACAUUUGGAAUUGUAUACAUGCACUAUAAAAUGACAUUCAACAUUCUUCUUCACAAACAUUCUUUUGUUCUGGUUGUUACAUCCAAAUUAAUUCAUGAAUCAACUAUUGCUUCAUUAAAUUCCUCUUUUACAUCAUUGUGUUCCACAUUGCCUUCUCUUAGUGAGAAACAGCAAUUUUCUUUUCAUAAUCACUAAGUUUUGCUGCUCAGGGUGGCAAAGAAUAACUGAGACUCAGAACAGAGUAUAGAAAAAGGCCGUAAACUUUAUCAAAUUCUGUGCAUACCAGUCAGCAACACUGCCUGCAUUGAAGACACACAUUCAACAUUGUUAUCACAAGUUAUAUAUCUGUGGUAAUGAUGCCGGCCGAAGUGGCCGUGCGGUUAAAGGCGCUGCAGUCUGGAACCGCAAGACCGCUACGGUCGCAGGUUCGAAUCCUGCCUCGGGCAUGGAUGUUUGUGAUGUCCUUAGGUUAGUUAGGUUUAACUAGUUCUAAGUUCUAGGGGACUAAUGACCUCAGCAGUUGAGUCCCAUAGUGCUCAGAGCCAUUUGAACCAUUUUUGUGGUAAUGAUUCAGCCACUGUAUAAGGAAACAUGUUUGUUUGUUUGUUUAUUUAUUUGCAUAUUCUUUGCGUGGUGCCAUCACAGUGAUAGCUUUUGCAAAUGUCAUGACUACAUAGAAAAAUGUGAUACUUAUGACAACCAUUUUUAUUUUCGGGAAUACACAUGUGUGUUUAUGAUUAAAACCAUGUAAAACAGAUAUUUGGUAAAAAAUAUUGACAAUAACAUUCAAAAUUGUGAAUCUGGAUAUAGCAU